This is a messenger RNA of Musa acuminata AAA Group (dessert banana), 2007 nucleotides long. Its product is annotated as putative F-box protein At5g50220. The record is from RefSeq and is a predicted model, not a curated record. NCBI's taxonomy places the organism in Eukaryota, Viridiplantae, Streptophyta, Magnoliopsida, Zingiberales, Musaceae. The coding region runs from base 735 to 1844 and encodes 369 amino acids. The transcript is spliced from 6 exons. Gene Ontology annotation, molecular function: protein binding.
AUCCCUAGCGACUCCGAACCCGGAAACCCGUCGCCGCCGGAGCGAUCCUGUAAGCCGGCGAUCUCUGCCGCCUUUAGAUUCCCUCAAUCGGCCGUGGUAAUCACUGUUGCAAUCAACCUCCAUUCGUCUCCUUUCGGUGAUCUCGAACGUCCGCCUUGAUCAAUGUGAUUAUCGUUGUCGUUGUCGAGAUUCGAUCGUCGUCGCUUAGGCUUCCGGUUCUAGUAGAAUUUCUCUCCUCUUGUCCCUCUCACCAUGACUACCGCUUUUAUUUUUCUCUUAUUUUGCAGUACUGCCCAACAAUCAUGAUCUGCUAUGCCGUCAGUGGAAGAGAGGGAGAGGAGCGAGCCGGAGGGCCAAGUAAUCCAUGGCGUAGUCGGAUGAGAACGAAUGAAGUCGCAGGAAAUGGAUUAUGGGGUAUACUAGCUUCAAUGGAAAAAGGAAUAACCAGUCUUGUUCUGGAGAAAUCCGUUAAGCUAUGAUAAGCAGGAGCAGCAAUUGGGUUUUUUCAGCAAUGGCUGGCAUGCAUUCAACCUGUUCCUUUGUGAGAGUAUGCUCUAGAUUCGAGAUAUCUGGUUUAAGAGUGAUAAGGCAGAAGUAACUUCAUGCAGACACCCCUCUUUCAUCUAAUUUGAGAGGAAUUUGAAGACUAGGUAACGUGAUCACUUUCAAGAGAUUGACUACCGGGAGAAGAAAGAAAAGAUAUUUCGUCUCUGGAUCUUCUGAAUUUGAAGGCCAUGUUUGAAGCACCUCCUGCAAAGAACGUGGAGAUGACGGAGCUUCCAUCGGACCUCUUCAUGGAGAUACUAUCAUGGAUCCCGGCCAGGGCCCUCUUGAAACUCCGGUGUGUGUGCAAAUGCUGGUAUUCCAUAACAACAGACCUUGACUUCGUCCGACUGCAUCAGCAACAACAGCAACUCCUCCCUGAAGUUACUUCCAUCCUCACAUUUCACCGACACUUUACCAACCUUACAUCUCUCUUGUCGCGCCUGGAUGUAGUUGAUGCACCGUGGGUUGCAAAGCAUGUCGCCGUCUGGCACAGCCGCCCACUGCUGGUCAUGUCACCUCCUUGCCAUGGAUUAUUUUGCCUCUACCACAUCUACAUGAAAUUGGAUGUUUGCUUGUACAACCCCGCCACCUGCAAAAGCUUCUCCUUACCGCAUGGUUUUUCCGGUGUAAAUAUAAUUCUUUCAUACUUUUGCUUAGGAUAUCAUCCGGGUUCAAGACAGUACAAAGUUAUCCAUACGUUCUGCACCCGAUCGACCUCGUUGGCUAUGGAAGCACUCACUGUUGGUGGAAGUACAUGGAGGAAGGUGGAAGUGAGCAGCGCUCUUGCUAUGCUUACUUUGUUAAAUUGGGGAAUACCAAGUGCAACUGGAACUAUGUAUUGGCUUGCACAAAACAACGUCCUGGAAGACAUUAUUCUCUCUCUUGAUCUAGACAAUGAAAGGCUCACACAAGUUCCUUUUCCAGAUAUUAAACGCCAACAUGAGAGAGGUAACAACUCAUUGAUAGAGAUGGAAGGCACCAUUCAUUUGGCUAUCCAUUGGUUCGCCAUGGUAGACUGGAUGGAUAUUUGGAUGCUGCAAGAGUCGGGUGCCCACCGAGUGUGGAUUCAUAGGUUUCAUCUCCAUCUGUGUGCAUUGCCGACGGGAGUAGGCCAGGUGGAGAGAGUUUUACGACCUCCUAUGCCUCUUCUCAUAAACCAGGGCAAGAUUCUGAUACGUGACUAUCGAAGAUUAGUUUACUAUGAUCUGGUGAGCAAGGGCUUGCAGCAUGAGGAGGUUUUUCAUGCUUGUGAUGAUUUCAUUGCUUUUGUCAUCGUUGAAAGCCUUGUUUCAUUUUAGAAUUUGAUGCAUGACCAUUCUUAGCGCAUAGCUAUCUCUUGCUAGGGGUCCCUAUUGAUUCAUUUUCUUGGAAGUUCUUGCUAUGAAUCGGUUGCUGAAUUAAUUAUGAUGUUUUUUAUUGAUUUAAUUGAUAAGUAUAUGGAUCAUGCAAAUUUCUGGAUCA